Molecule: messenger RNA, 1638 nt
Organism: Penicillium taxi
Lineage: Eukaryota; Fungi; Ascomycota; Eurotiomycetes; Eurotiales; Aspergillaceae
Product: sugar porter family MFS transporter
Exons: 3
Coding region: 1-1638 (545 amino acids)
Biological process (GO): carbohydrate transport; transmembrane transport
Cellular component (GO): membrane
Molecular function (GO): carbohydrate:proton symporter activity
Source: RefSeq, a predicted model, not a curated record
AUGGGUAUCUUGUCAUUGACCGAGGAUCGGCCGACGCCAAAGGCUGUCUACAAUUGGCGGAUCUACCUAUUGGCUGCAGUCGCCUCAUGCACCUCCUGCAUGAUCGGAUAUGACAGUGCCUUCAUUGGUACUACUCUAUCUCUGGAUUCUUUCAAGGCCGAAUUCGGCUUCAAUGAUAUGUCCACAACUGAGAGGAACCUCGUGAGCGCCAACAUCGUUUCCCUCUACCAAGCUGGCGCCUUCUUCGGUGCCCUCUUCGGUUUCCCUCUCGGUCAUUUCUAUGGUCGCAAGAUUGCGCUGUCCGUUUCUGCCCUAGUUUUCAUGCUGGGCGCUGGUCUUAUGCUCGGUGCCAAUGGCGAUCGUGGCCUGGGUCUGAUUUACGGUGGCAGAGUCCUGGCUGGUGUAGGUGUUGGCGCUGGUUCCAACAUCACUCCUAUCUAUAUCUCUGAACUGUCUCCUCCAGCUAUCCGAGGUCGACUUGUAGGUGUAUAUGAGUUGGGAUGGCAAAUUGGCGGACUUGUGGGCUUCUGGAUCAACUAUGGUGUUUCCGAGACCUUGGCUCCUAGUCAUAAGCAAUGGAUUAUUCCAUUUGCCGUUCAACUCAUCCCUCCUGGACUUUUGUUGAUGGGUGUUUUCUUCAUCCGCGAGUCCCCUCGCUGGUUGUUCAUGCGCGGUAAUCGUGAGAAGGCCAUCAAGAACCUCUGCUGGAUUCGCCAACUGCCCCAGGAUGACAUAUACAUGAUUGAAGAAAUCGGUGCUAUCGACCAGGCUUUGGAAGAGCAGCGCUCAACCGUUGGUCUCGGCUUCUGGCAGCCUUUCAAGGCCGUCGGCAAGAAUAAAAAAGUCCAGUGGCGUCUGUUCCUGGGCACCAUGCUGUUCUUCUGGCAAAAUGGUUCGGGUAUCAAUGCUAUAAACUAUUACUCUCCUACUGUCUUCAAGGCUAUCGGUCUUACUGGUACCAACACUAGUCUUUUCACUACGGGCAUAUUCGGCGUCGUCAAGACUGUGGCUACCUUCAUCUGGCUCCUAUACUUGAUCGAUCGCUUUGGACGCCGCAACCUUUUGCUGUACGGAUCCCUCGGUGGCUCCAUCUGCAUGUGGAUCGUCGGCGCAUACAUCAAGGUCGCCAAUCCGGCCAAGCACCCCAGAACUCACAUGAGCAGCGGUGGCAUCAUGGCCAUGGCAUUCUUCUACCUCUGGACAAUAUGCUACACUCCAAGUUGGAACGGAACCCCAUGGGUCCUCAACUCAGAGAUGUUCGACCCGAACGUCCGAUCCCUAGCCCAGGCCUCCGCCGCCGCAUCAAACUGGCUCUGGAACUUCCUCGUCUCACGCUUCACCCCGCAGAUGUUCGCCUCAAUGGGCUACGGGGUCUUCUUCUUCUUCGCCUCCCUGAUGCUCUGCUCAAUGGUCUUUGUCUUCUUCCUGAUCCCCGAGACCAAGGGUAUUCCCCUUGAAUCUAUGGAUGCUCUCUUUGAGAUCAAGCCUGUCUGGGUCGCUCACAAGCAGACUAUUUCUCGUAUUCAAGAGGAAGAGGCUCAAUUCCGUCACGAGAUUGAGGAUUCGGGUCUUGCUGCUUCCAAGAUAGAUAAUGAGCAGAUUGAACAUGCUAAAGCCGAUCCCGGAAAGUUUGCAUGA